Fusarium odoratissimum NRRL 54006 is the source of this 3682-nucleotide messenger RNA. RefSeq lists its product as uncharacterized. Gene Ontology annotation, cellular component: nuclear membrane; cytoplasm. The record is from RefSeq and is a predicted model, not a curated record. The transcript has 7 exons. NCBI's taxonomy places the organism in Eukaryota, Fungi, Ascomycota, Sordariomycetes, Hypocreales, Nectriaceae. Bases 99 to 2579 code for a protein of 826 amino acids. Gene Ontology annotation, biological process: protein import into nucleus.
GCCAUUUUUCAACCCCCACCAGCCUUCACUCUAUGGCGGGGCAUGCCUCUUGAGCCCAGUGAUCGCAUGUUUGAGUGACCUACACAAUCCUUCCAACAAUGGCCGAAGACCCAGCAGAAGUUGAGAGACUCAUUCUCUCACUGUACCAACCGAAUCCUCCCGAAGUGAUUGCUCAGACACAAGCAACCUUAUCUCGUCUUCAAGGGACUCCUGAAGCUUGGGGUCUUGCACGUAUCUUAUUGGAGAAGCCUGAUCAACAGGUCAAGUUCUUUGGCGCACUCACCAUCGUCAUCAAACUCAAUAAUGAGAGCUCAUCCCUUUCACCUGAAGAUGCAUCCGAGCUGUUACUAUUAUUGAUAAAUCACUACCUUGAUACGCUGCGCAGCCGAAGCUCGCCGUUGGUUGCCCGGAAACUUGCAUCAGCCCUUGCGACUUUCUUCAUCAACUUUCACCAACUAUGGAGUCGUUUCAUCCGACAUCUCAUAUUCUGUUUAGUCUCAGGCCAAUCGUGUCUACCAAAUGCCCUCGAUGAAGUACCCGAUACGGUUUCGCUUAUGGAGCGCAUGGAGCCAUCACAAGCACAGGCUGCUCUUUGGGUAUUGACGAACGUUUUCGAUGAGGUUGCCAAGAUCAACCUGAACUCCGUGCAAAAUAUUGGUAUCUAUGGUUCCAUCUUGGAGAAUAGCUCCGAUGCAGUGGCUUUGAUGAGUCGCAGCAUGUCACCGCAAACGACAACUGAAGAAGCCCAUGAAGACGCAAUCCGAUGCCUACAGUCGUGGGUUUGGUUCGCUCAAAAGUCAUCGUCCAAGGAUACAAGACUCUCAGAACCCAUCGGACCCUUGAUCACAGCAGUAAUCACCUCCUUGACAGUCGACGAACUUUACAGCGUAUCAGUCGAACUAAUGGUAGAUCUGUUAUCCAACUGUUUAAUGUUCCUGAGCGAUACCCAUUUCGCCAACCUUGCUCAACUCUUUGACUCCCCCUGGUCUCAAGGUCGCUAUGAGAAACUAGUGCAAGGAGACUUUGAGUUUGACUCUCUACAAUACGGCUUGCUCCUGUUGGCCUUUGGAGAGGCGAAGAUUGAGAGAUUCAUGCAAAGCGAUGACAGCAGGAGUCAGAAACUGCUCUCAAAUCUAUGCGGUCUACUCGCUGCUCGAGGUUAUGUUAUUGAGGAAGACAGGAUCUUUGUCCCAGCUCUCGAGUUCUGGCUGACUUAUGCUGAGACCUUGACUGAUCUAACGUAUUCAGAUGAGGAGUCAACUGGAACCUGGGUUCCCCGAGCUCGUUCCCACCUUCUGCAAGCUGUUUCGAAUGCAUGGCAGAAAAUCACAUACCCACCUGCUGAAGAAUUCCACUCGUGGGAUUCGAACGAACGGAUAAGUUUCCAUGAAGCAAGAAAGGAUGUAGUCGAUCUUCUUCAGUCCGUCUUUACAUUGGUAGGACCACAGCUCGUGUCUACCUUUGCGGACCUUGUUCUGAAAGCUUUGUCUGAUUCGUCGUGGCCUCAACUCGAAGCAGCGGCCUUUUGUUUGGGUGGUCUUGCCGAUUGCAUCAGCGAGACAAACAGAGGUGACGAUGCGCUGUCCGUGGUUUUCAAGUCAUCCCUGUUCGCGAUCUUACGUUCAGGCCAGUCCGAGAUUCCUCCUAAGGUUCAGCAAACGUGCGUCUCUCUGAUUGCCCGCUACACAGAGUACUUCGAGCGCAACGUUUCUGAGCUACACCCCGUGCUGAACUUCAUCUUUGGCGUGGUCGGAGAACAUGCAAUGGCCAACGCCGCAGCAAAGUCCAUUCACAGGUUAUGCGGUUCCUGUCGCGGAUAUCUUCAUACAGAAGCCAACAGCUUUCUCAACGAGUAUCAGAGCCUAGUAUCCGGAAGACGGCUUGACUGCGGCGCUAGCGAGAAGGUAGUCGGUGGUAUUGCAUCAGUCAUUCAAGCGAUGCCUGAUUCAAACCCGAAAUAUUCAGCGUGUGGUCGCCUUCUCGAGUUUGUUCAGACUGAUGUCCAGCGUUCUCUGGACCUUCUAAGAUCCUACGACGGCAGCCCUAUGCCAUGCUGUGCUGUUUACACCUGCUCAUAUGCUGCCCCUGAUGAGAGUCCUGCCCUUCACACCGCACUGAAGUCUCUGAGAUGCCUGGCCAGCAUUGGGAAAGGUCUCCAAGCCCCAGCCGAGCUAUCAGUUGAUCUGGAGAGUAGCAGGGCCAGCACUCUAGUCGUGGAUCCUCAUCUUGCUCAGCUUCAAGGAAGCAUCAUGUCGAUGAUCAGCCAGAUUCAAGAGGCCUUCAACACCAGCGGUGAGGUUGUUGAGCUCAUCUGCAGUGUCCUACGCAGUGGGUUUUCAGAAUCUGAACCUGGUCCCUUUGUACUGCCACCACAGAGCGUUGCACAGUAUUUGACGAACCAGAAUCUUCAAACACCAAGAGUUGGCCUGCUCGUCAAGACUGCUUGCUCUUUCGUCAGCUCCCUUGAACAUGAUGGACUCGACAACCAGCAAGACAUGUUAAACUCUGUGCUUCUCUGGGUAAUUGGAUUGCUCAAACAGCUACCCAGUAGGUUCCGCGACCUAGCGUUCCGUACUUAGCUAACCGUCAACUUUACAAUAGACUACGAGGUAGACACCGAACUUACACAAAACGGCAUUGACUUCGUAACACGCCUUUUAAACAAGCGCCCCAUUACUUUACUUCGUCUCCAGCCUUCCGACGCUGCCGAAUUCUUCUUUCUCUUCACCCUUCAGGUAUUGGACGGAAAGGAGCCACUCCCGAAAGCAAGUGCAGCAGAGUUCUGGGCUACCUUUGUCAGCAUUAAGUAUGAUUCUCAAGAACUCAAUGAUGUUGCCCAGCAAGCUAUGCAAAUGCUGGGACCUUUGCUCUCGCGGACUCUUGCUAGAAACCUUGGGGGCAAUGCUUCCAGAAGUGAGCUUGACAAGUUGAGCGAGCCCCUCAAGAAGCUGGUAUCUCGGUACCCCAUGGCCAAGAGCUGGCUUGAGGCUGGUCUCACACAUGAGACCUUUCCUAGUACAAAGGUUACCCCUCAGGACAAAUCGAUGUUCUUGAAGAAGAUCAUUAGUCUUAGGGGAGCCAAGGCGACAAAUCAGGUUGUCAGAGACUUUUGGCAGUCGGCGCGAGGCUCAAAUUUUGCUUACGCCUCAUGAAUAGAACAGGGGUUAAAAUAAUUCAAUAGAAGGACAAGUUAGAUCAAAUACUAGGAUGGUUAGAACAAAAUGAACACAUGAAGAUACCUUGGGCAUGAGAGUUUGGGGACAUUGCUUAUCCUGCAAAUACAUAUCAUAAUAUGGAAAGAUGAAUCUUCACAAAAUGAUCUUCAUAUUAACUUCAUAACGAUCUUGGUGUGAUCAGUUGGGUGCGUUGAUCUAUUAGUAUCCCGCUACCAUCUCUUUUAAAAGACACAGCUCGUCGUCUCCUAACCAUAGUUUUCAAAGCAGCAAGUCUAAUGUACAAAUGAUUUACGUGGAAUUUUUUUAUAGCCCAACAGCCUCUCGGACAACCUGCAUGGUUUCCUUAGCACUUUUGCGUGCCUUUUCAGCGCCAAUCGCCUCGAUCGAAUCAAGGUACCCAUCCCCCUUUUUCAGCAGCUCAGUAUAUCGGUCCCUAAUCCCAUCUAAACCACCAAUGACGGCAUCACUAACCAUCUCCUUGAGCUGCUUCGGUGAAAGAUCAUUGU